GUCAGUCGCGCUCCCUCCUCCGGCUCCGCCACCUCCGCCCCACAGACUCGGGCUCACGCCAUCUUGCGCCCCCCUCCCCCGCCCUAGCCGAGCCACCUUUCCCCUUUUUACACGCUCAGGCCCCCUCCGCGCCCCUUUCCCAGUGUGUCCUGGGCCGCAGCAGCAGCAACCGCACCGCCUGUGCCCCUACAUUCUCCUCGCGGGACGCGCAGCCGUGCCGACAAGUGUUCUUAAAGCAGAGAUGAAUAAUACAGCAGCCAGCCCAAUGUCUACUGCCACUUCAAGUAGCGGAAGAAAUACAGGGAAGUCUAUAAGCUUUGCAGCAGAAUUACAGAGUAUGAUGUUUUCUUUAGGUGAUGCUAGGCGGCCUCUUCAUGAAACAGCAGUUUUGGUAGAAGAUGUGGUACACACUCAAUUAGUUAAUCUGUUGCAGCAAGCUGCUGAAGUUUCUCAGCUUCGUGGAGCAAGAGUAAUCUCAGCUGAAGAUCUUCUGUUUUUGAUGCGCAAAGAUAAGAAAAAACUUAGAAGACUCCUAAAAUACAUGUUUUUCCGAGACUACAAAUCAAAAAUUGUCAAAGGCAUAGAUGAAGAUGAUCUUCUGGAAGACAAAUUGAGUGGCAGCAAUAAUGCAAACAAAAGACAAAAAACUGCUCAAGACUUUCUUAACUCCAUUGACCAAACAGGAGAACUCUUGGCAAUGUUUGAAGAUGAUGAAGUCGAUGAAGUUAAACAAGAGAGAAUGGAGAGAGCAGAAAGACAAACUCGAAUUAUGGAUUCAACUCAAUAUGCAGAAUUCUGUGAAAGUCGACAAUUAAGUUUCUCAAAAAAAGCCUCCAAAUUUCGAGACUGGUUGGACUGCAGCAGUAUGGAGAUCAAACCCAAUGUCAUCGCUAUGGAAAUUUUAGCAUAUUUAGCAUAUGAAACUGUAGCACAGUUGGUGGAUCUGGCUCUUCUUGUGAAGCAGGACAUGGUAACCAAAGCAGGAGACCCCUUCAGUCAUGCCAUUUCUGCAACCUUCAUUCAGUAUCACAACUCUGCUGAGGGAUCUUGCAUGAAGUCAUACCCAGACUCCCCUGAGAGCACACCACCUCCUACACCGACAGCUCCAACAUCUGGAUUACAGCAUCCAGGGAAAAUCAUAUCAGCAUCCCUCGGGAAUGGGAGUACUGGACAAGACUCAGCUAAAACCAAGCAGAGGAAAAGGAAAAAGAGCACUGCGGCCUGUGGUGUUGAGGCUCACAGCGAUGCCAUCCAGCCCUGCCACAUCAGAGAGGCCGUCCGACGCUACAGCCACAAGAUUGGCUCCCUUUCCCCAUUCACAAUUUCUUUUUCUUUGACAGAGUGCCUACCGCAGAAACGGAAUGGCUUUUCUGGCCUGCUGAAGUGACUGUGACUGUAACAACCGAAAAGGCAAUGAAUGUUCUAUUAAGGUGACUUCUGUUUCCCUCCUUGGACAAAAAUAAAAUACAAGUUUACCUUCUCUGUCUCCUCAGAGUGGGCUGGUUUGUUGUGACUAUCAACUGGCUGACUCCAGCUCUUUUCCAGCCCCCUCAAUGCUUAGUCUUGUUUACUAGAUGGGCCAUUUAGCUAAUUAAUGGCAGGAUGUUUGGGAUAGUGUGUAGGUGGACAAGAAUGCAGAUCACACAAUUUUGAAAUUUUAAUUUGAAAUGGAUUUACUGCCCUCAGUGCACAUAUCUUAAAAGCAGUGUUGUUUUUUUUUUUCCUCUAGCACUUAGUCUAUUUUGUUUGAUGCAUAUUGUAAUCCAAAUUUAAAACAAAGGAAACAAAAUUUAAAAGGUAGUCAGUUUUCCUCCAUUCACUGUCCCAUCAACCUUACUAGCCAACAUUUGUUGACUAUAUCUACAUGUAUCUUAGAGGUGAAUAUCCAUUUUUUAAAUUCACACUAAUCAAAUAUCUGACAUGAUAUACUGUCCGCAUCUUCUCUCCCCUUACCCCACUAAUAGUAUAAGUAAUUCUCAAGCCUUCUUCCCAGAAUCCUGCAUCUCUGUCUACCAUGUGUGUUUUGCCUCAUGUAAUCCCUCCUCCCCAAUCUUCAUUUCUCUCCUUCCCCUGUCCCUCUCAUCCCCAGGCCUGCUCCUUACACACACACACACACACACACACACACACACACACAAAGCCAUUUAGAAGCAAAGGAAUCAGUUUCAAUAGAAGGGGAGCUGAGCAAUCUGCUAUCUCUUUUCCACACACCACCACACUUUGCCUGGAAGUGUGCUCAGGUAUAUAUUGCUGGUGGAGCUGAGCUUCCCUUCUCAAGUCUAUACCCUCUCCAGUAGAUAAGGAACUGUGACUCUUGGGAAAAACCCAAAAUAUAGCAGAUGUAAUGGUAAAUUUCCUGGUUCAACCUGAAUUGCAAAAACAGAAGUUAUUUCUUUUAUUUUGUGUAAUUUUACUUUUAUCGUGGUUUUUACACACACUCAAGUCUUUGUAAAGAAUUAAUAAAAGCAGAAGUGAGAAGCAUGAAAGAUUUUCCUCCUGUGACCAAGUCAUUUUGAGGAUCAGUUAAUAUGAUUGCGCCAUAUUAUUCACAUUUGUUAACUAUCAUUUACCUGUUCUAUGUGAGUCCUUCUGGAAAAAAUCUUCAUGUCAAGAGCAAAAAAUGCAGAUAUAUAAUAUCAAAAAAUUGCCAAAGGGUUUUGAUGUUCCAUCUGUGCUUGUUGAAAUGUAUGAUUAAACUUUUCUUUUUAUCAUCAUU
Talpa occidentalis (Iberian mole) is the source of this 2716-nucleotide messenger RNA. RefSeq names its product SPT3 homolog, SAGA and STAGA complex component (gene SUPT3H). The record is from RefSeq and is a predicted model, not a curated record. Gene Ontology annotation, molecular function: protein heterodimerization activity; transcription coactivator activity. NCBI's taxonomy places the organism in Eukaryota, Metazoa, Chordata, Mammalia, Eulipotyphla, Talpidae. The transcript is spliced from 12 exons. Gene Ontology annotation, biological process: transcription by RNA polymerase II. The coding region runs from base 242 to 1387 and encodes 381 amino acids.